AUGCGAGGUAGUAUUCCGCAUUUAGACUACAACACAAACAUCCGACUUGAAGCAAGCUGGGGAGCCGCCAAGGAUAUCCUCAACAGGCAUAUGCCAAUGGACGAGUGUAUCGACCAUCUGCUGAUUCUCCAGCGGACUGCAGCAGACAAGCAUAAUUACAAGAGCCGGCGUGCGGGUAUUCGCUACAACAAUACCUACAACGAAGAGAUGCAGAUAUUGGCGUAG
This is a messenger RNA of Phytophthora nicotianae INRA-310, 225 nucleotides long. RefSeq lists its product as hypothetical. The record is from RefSeq and is a predicted model, not a curated record. The coding region runs from base 1 to 225 and encodes 74 amino acids. The transcript has a single exon. NCBI's taxonomy places the organism in Eukaryota, Oomycota, Peronosporomycetes, Peronosporales, Peronosporaceae.